AUGGAACGGAUACCAACGGUUAUCCUUCUGUGCCUAGUGGCUCUUUGUACCUUUGCAUAUGGCCAAGAACAGCAGGUGAAUGCUCCAAAUGCUCCUCAAGCAGUAAAUGCACAGCCCGUACAAGCACAACAAGUACCACAGCAGCAGCAGCAACAACAACAACCCCCACCGCAGCCAGCUGUGAAUGCACAACCUCAGCAGCAACAAGGUGGCGAGACUCUUCUCAGUUUUGACGCUUGCAAAGAAGAUAUCCAUCGUCUUUGUAACAAGGAAGGUGUGGAUCUAAAAAGUGAUUUGUCCAUUCUUGAAUGUCUACAAGAUGCUGGCCAAACUAUGGCAGCAACACUUACGCGGCAAUGUGAGGAUCUUGUGUGGCAGUUUAAGGUGGGUAGCCUUUUUAUGAAACUUUUACUAGGCAUUCCAUGUCUCAUAAUUUCAUACCAUUUUGUAUGACA
This is a messenger RNA of Strongylus vulgaris, 455 nucleotides long. The record is from the annotation of a GenBank genome assembly. NCBI's taxonomy places the organism in Eukaryota, Metazoa, Nematoda, Chromadorea, Rhabditida, Strongylidae.